UGCUCGUCUGGUGCGUGACCAUCCACAGCUAUGGCCGGGCUAGGGGCUACUUUCCGCCGCCUGGGAGCCUUGUCCGGAGCUGGGGCCUUAGGCUUGGCUUCCUACGGGGCGCACGGCGCCCAAUUUCCAGAUGCCUACGGGAAGGAGCUCUUUGACAAGGCCAACAAACACCACUUCUUACACAGCCUGGCCCUCUUAGGGGUGCCCCACUGCAGAAAGCCCAUCUGGGCCGGAUUACUGCUAGCCUCUGGAACCACCUUAUUCUGCACCAGCUUUUACUACCAGGCUCUGAGUGGAGACCCCAGCAUCCAGACUGUGGCCCCUGUCGGAGGCAGCUUACUAUUCUUGGGCUGGCUUGCCUUGGCUCUUUGAGCUUCCUUUUGUUUAAUUACUGAGUUCUGGGUAAUUUUUUGAAAGGAUUAAAAGAGAAAGGCAAAUAAAGAA
Molecule: messenger RNA, 444 nt
Organism: Cynocephalus volans (Philippine flying lemur)
Lineage: Eukaryota; Metazoa; Chordata; Mammalia; Dermoptera; Cynocephalidae
Gene: TMEM256
Product: transmembrane protein 256
Exons: 4
Coding region: 31-372 (113 amino acids)
Cellular component (GO): membrane
Source: RefSeq, a predicted model, not a curated record